Messenger RNA from Sorghum bicolor (sorghum), 2805 nucleotides. Its product is annotated as AUGMIN subunit 8. Bases 524 to 2374 code for a protein of 616 amino acids. The transcript is spliced from 6 exons. NCBI's taxonomy places the organism in Eukaryota, Viridiplantae, Streptophyta, Magnoliopsida, Poales, Poaceae. Gene Ontology annotation, cellular component: centrosome; cytoplasm; nuclear microtubule. Gene Ontology annotation, molecular function: microtubule binding. Gene Ontology annotation, biological process: spindle assembly; centrosome cycle. The record is from RefSeq and is a predicted model, not a curated record.
GGUUAGAGCAUCUUCAAGGGUCUCUCCAAAUCAGUUUUGCAUUUAAGGUUAUUUGCAAAGUCUCAAAACAAAAUGCAAAGCCUAAAAAGAUGUCUAUUCCAAGGACCUUUGCAAAACUGACUUGGCAUACUCUAUUUUGCCAAACCUAGAGUCCUCUGCAUAAAUGCCAAGUUGGGAGGAAGAUUUGCAAAAUUUGCACAAAUGCAAAACUCAUUUGCAAAACCAUUGGAGCCCCUUUUUGUGGUUUUUUGCAAAUUACCAAAUACAAAACUGAUUUGAAGAGGCCCUUCAAUGCUCUAGCUUCUAUCUCGGCUGAUUAUCCCGGUGGUUGGAUGACUUGGAUCCGUGUCUUUUGUCUGUUCCGGUAGAUCCGCGCGCGGCUUGGCCUUGCCGUGGCAGUCUGGCAGAGGCAGAGGAGCGCGCGUAACUAACUUGAUGAGAGCCACACCGAACCGAUGCGGGUGGUGCCACUCGGGGCGCGCGGCCAUUCUUCUUCUUCUUCGUCGUCGUCGUCGUCGUCUUCAUGGAAGCCGUGAAGAAGGCUGAGCGGAGGACGGCUGCUGCUGCUGCUGCGGCCGAUGGCGCACAGGCACAGCGGCGGCCGCUGGCGCCGUCCGAGAAGAACAAUGCGGCCCCGACCGGUCGGCGAACAGAGGGCCCUUCCCGGUUCAAGCCCGUCGCGCCACCGGCUGCUCCUGGAGCAAGGCGGUGCAGUUCCCCGAGCCCCGGCGCCGGCGGCCGCGCAUCUGCUGCAGACGGCGGCGGCGGCUCGGCGACGUGCAACAACAGAGCGCGGUCGGCUGACCGAGCAAGGCCUGCCGCGGCAUCGCCUGCCCCGUUGUCUUCUCGGCUGAAGCCCUCCACCGCAGCAAGGUCUGCGUCUGCCGUGCCUCCACGUGACGCGGCCGCCGCCGAUGGACACAGCACUCCUCCCCGCGCAAUGAAUGCCAAGAAGGCCUCCGGUGACCUGUGCUCAUCGGCGUCGGCGCGGAGCUCGUCUCCCCUGCUUCGGCCACGGCCAGAGCAAUCCCCUGCUAGUAAGGUAGACAGGCUGGUCCAGGGCUUACCUUCCGAGCAGGCCAAGCUGAGGCCAGCAGGAGCUCUGGCCGAGAGGAAGAGGAGUCCUCGUAGAGGGAGCACCAACAACGCCGGCGACACUUGUGAAAACGCUCGGCCUCCGGAGUCUCCUGCCAACCCCAACAGCGUCAUCGAGAAACACCGGUGGCCGGGGAUGAUGACUGGCCGUGGCCGGGGCUCUGCCUCUGCUGGUCUCACCACUUCCACAAGCGCUGCUGCUCCUGCUGAAAAGGCUAGCAGGUCGUCAGAUGCUUCAGCAGGACGUUCUCCGAGGAGGACGCAUCCAUCUGAUUCUGAAGGCACAGCAGGCAAAAGCCUGAAGCGACCAUCCAACGAGAUGGCAAAGAUUGUUCACCGGAGAAGGAAAGACAGGGCAGCUGACAACUCCAGCAGCGACGACACCUCUUCGCAGACGUCGGAAAGCUCUAAAUCCACUUGUCGCCGGAACAGGGCCACUUCUUCGCCCGUUGCAGUUCUGCACCGGUCGUCGUCACCGUCACCGAGACAGGGCUUGUUGUCAGCUGCAUCCUCUGCUUCCAGGUCCUGCUGCCAGAGCCCGUCGCGGAUGAUGAGGCCGUCAGCACCUUGUUGCCAAUCAAAAUGUGCGUCUUCUUCGGCUGCUCAGUCAGUUGCUGAACAGCAUGUUUUUAACUACAUCGUUGAUGAUGCGCGGAAAGGGAAGAAGAGUGCAGGCCAGAUUGAGAACAUACAUCAGCUUCGUCUGCUGAGCAAUAGAUAUCUGCAGUGGCGCUUCGUAAAUGCGCAUUCAGAAGAGACACUGUCCCGUAAAAAUAGUGUUGAGAGUAUUCUUUACAGUGUUUGGAAAACUGUCUUGACGCUGCGGGACGCUCUAACAAUAACAAGAACCAAUGUGCGACACCUGCAGCAAGAAGUGAAGCUGUAUGCCAUUCUAACAGAGCAGAUUGGUUACCUUGAGCAAUGGCCUGUAGUAGAAGAAGAAUGCAAGGAUACAUUAGUUGAGGCAACAGAGGCUCUUAAAGCAAGCACGCUUCGCCUUCCGGUUACAUCAGGAGCACAUGCUGACGGAAUUGCAGUUAGGAAUGCUAUAAGCUCAGCCGUUGAUGUUAUGCAAGCUUUGAGUUCCUCUAUUGACUACGUGCAAUCAAAGGUCGAAGAUAGGACAUCUUUGGUUUCUGAACUUUCGGUUCUGGCAAGACAGGAAAAGGUCGCUCUUGAUCAAUGCAGAGAGCUCUUAGCUACGGCAGCAAAACUGCAGGUGCAGGAGGCCAGCCUUCGCACGCUUCUGAUGCAACUGCGGCAGAUAUCUGCUGGAUGAUGAUGAACUGACCAAGAUGAACGAACUAACCAUGGUUUUGACAUCAACAUGCCAACAUCAGCCUACUCGAACAUAGUCCUACCAAAGUAAACAGUAAUCUGUGGAGAUGAGUAACAGACUAUGCAUACUGCACAUAUACAACCAUACACACCAUCUGUCCUUGGGCUAUGGAGGGCGCUCUACAUUUCUGCAAGUCUGCAGCUAACAGCGAACUCACUGUGCUUACAAAUUAUUUGAGGAAAGAAAAGGUGUAAAUGAUUUUCACCGUAUUGUAGUUCUUUUUUGUUUGUUUUCUCUUCAAUCUUCAUAGGCGAUGUUAGUUGUUUCUUUCAGGGGCCAGUCUCUCUUGCCAGCUGUUCCCACUGUACAUCUUUGACUUUUGACAAGUGGUGAAAAAGAAAAGUAAAGAUAGAAAAAGAGCCGUCAACGAA